AUGGGCGCAUUUGAGGAGAAAGUAAAGAAAAUGUGUGCCGAUCGAGAGCUUCCAGGUGUUAUACUUCUUGCCCGCGAUAUUGGAGCUAACUUCUCCUCGGGACACUUCCAGUACACAGAGACCUUUGGUCACAAGACACCUACAGAGCCAAUGGAUUUAGACUCUACCUUCUGGCUAGCAUCAUGCACUAAACUCCUUACUACCAUUGCUGUCCUACAAUGUGUUGAGAGUGGUCAAAUUGAACUCGAUGAUGAUGUCUCAUCUGUUUUAACGGAAUUGAAAGACAUUGAAAUUCUCACGGGCUUUCAGGACGGAACAGAUACGCCCAUCCUAAAGAAGGCAGAUAAUAAAAUUACUUUGAGGCAUCUCCUUACACAUUCUGCAGGUUUCGGAUACGACCAUGAUGGGAGGUAUCAACGCUGGAGCGCCUCGCGCAUUGCGCUUGGGCAAGAAGAGGAUAAGUCCAUGAUGGGGACCAUUUGCAAACCACUGCUCUUCGAACCAGGAACGAGCUGGGAGUACGGAUAUAGUCUUGAAUGGGUGGGUGUACUUGUUGUGAGACUCAGCGCCAUGUCGCUCGAGGAGUACAUGCAAAAACACAUUUGGCAUCCACUGGGCAUUCAAAAUAUAACUUUCCACCCGGAAAAGAAGCCACAUGUAAAGGAAAAUCUUGUAAAGAUGAGUCGCCGAGUAGGGAACCCAACUUUUGGACUUCCUAUUCGAAAUGAAGAGAAGGUCGAAUGGCUUGACGAAUCUUUCUCUAACACGACACCAGAUGAGUAUGGAGGUGGCGGACUAACCGGUUCUGCCACCGAUUUCAUGAAAGUUCUUCAGUCAAUUAGUAGGAAUGAUGGAAAUCUGUUGGGGUCAGCGACUAUUGACGAGAUGUUUACUCCGCAGAUGACUGGUGCUGCUGCGAAAACAUACCAAGAUGAUAUUGGACUCCCUUUCAUGCAAGAGCAAUUUGCAAGCCACAAAGCGGGCACAAAGGUCAAUUGGGGACUGGGGGGCAUGAUGGUAUUAGAAGACGAAGACACGGGAAGAACAAGGGGGACACUGAGUUGGAGUGGCAUGCCGAACUUGCUAUGGUCGAUCGAUAGGAACGCAGGCUUGAAUCUGUUAUACGCUAGCAAUAUUUUACCCUGUGGCGAUUUCAAGUCGGGCGAAGUGCAGAGGUGGUUCGAGAAGAAAAUGUAUAUGCGCUUUCAAGAAUCUGGUUGGUUUGCACGAGAAUGGAAAGGGACAUAG
Molecule: messenger RNA, 1248 nt
Organism: Lachnellula hyalina
Lineage: Eukaryota; Fungi; Ascomycota; Leotiomycetes; Helotiales; Lachnaceae
Product: Acyltransferase
Exons: 3
Coding region: 1-1248 (415 amino acids)
Source: RefSeq, a predicted model, not a curated record